Cryptococcus amylolentus CBS 6039 is the source of this 1531-nucleotide messenger RNA. RefSeq lists its product as hypothetical. The coding region runs from base 175 to 1413 and encodes 412 amino acids. The record is from RefSeq and is a predicted model, not a curated record. NCBI's taxonomy places the organism in Eukaryota, Fungi, Basidiomycota, Tremellomycetes, Tremellales, Cryptococcaceae. The transcript has 7 exons.
UGAUCCUCUGCGCAAAAUCCGUUUUUUUCAGCCGCCGACCAGCACGACAUCGCACAUCUACUGCCCGGAUACCGCACGCCAUCAGGAAGCCCAAAGGAUCCGCACGUCCUUUUAUCACGACAGUUUGCAUAAAUACCGACCGCAUCCCAUCGACUUUUUCGACCUCAACCCAAAAUGUGUCGUCUUCUCGUGUAUAAGGGCACAGAGCCCAUCCAGAUCUCCCAUCUCGUGACCCGUCCAAGACACAGUAUCAUCAAUCAAGCCUUCGAGUCCAGGCUCCGUAUGCCCAGUAGCCGUCCCCUCAAUGCGGACGGUUUUGGUCUCGGCUGGUACGACUCUCUCCCCGCCCUCCCUGCCAACGCCGUCCCUCGCGCUGCUACCACCCCCGCCCCCGUCGACUCUCUCGAUGCGACCCCCACCUCCUGCACCUGCCCCAACAUCGUCACCGCCCAAGCUUCCCACUCCCAGGCGUAUGAUGUCCAGGGGAACAACUAUCCCGUCGGUGCGGACGGCCAGAUCGAUGAGAAGGCUGUAGAGGUCAUGAAGGAGCGCGAGAGGGAGAGGGAGCUAGAGAACGAAAAGCCGUGUCUAUUCAAGUCCAUUUCGCCUGCCUGGAGUAAUGCCAACCUCACUCGACUCGCCGAAAAGAUCCGCUCCUCGCUAGUAUUUGCCCACGUCCGAGCAUCUACCAUGGCCGGCGCACCCAGCGAGGACAAUUGCCACCCGUGGAUGUUUGACAAGCUCAUGUGGAUGCACAAUGGCGAAAUCAACGAGUUCCCCAAGAUCAAGCGGGCAUUACAGGCGAGCUUGCCCGAGGAGCUAUUCUUGUAUCCUUCGGGAUAUACGGAUUCGGAGUGGGCGUUCAUGGUGUUUUUGAGCAAGCUCAAAGACCCUCAUGCGCGCUCGUUCACCCACGUGGAACUCAGAGACGCCAUGAUGGAGACUGUUCACUUUAUCAACAAGCUCUCCAAAGAAGCUGGCUGCACCGGCCCUUCUUUGAUGAACUUUGUAGUCACCGACGGAUCUACAGUGGUGGCUACCCGCUACAUCUCAUCCCGUACCUCUGAAGCCUCCUCUCUCUUCUUCUCCUCUGGCACUUCGUUUGACGAGUACCAAGGCUCAGGCCGCGGACUGUAUCGAAUGACAAAGGCAGACAAGAGGGAAAACAUCAUCAUGAUUGCCAGUGAGCCGUUAACAUUUGAGAGGAGCGAUUGGAUGGAGGUCAAGACAAACACCAUGGUCGUCAUUACACCCAAGAUGAACCUUCUCCAAAUACCAAUCAUUGAUGAGUACUGGGUCCCGCCACAAGACCCAGCCGCUCUCGCUAGAUCACGCGACUUUGCCAUCAAGAGAGGGUUCGGUCUCGGGUUUGCGAGCGAUGCGGCUAGGAAUGAGAUUGCGGCUGCAGCUUAGAACCACUACGCUUGAUUGACUCUCACAUUUUUGUACAUUAUCUUCAUGAUAUACUUGCGCAUACACAUACUUUAUUGCAUCCCAUACUAUACUACUUUAUGCAUGCCUCUGUCGGCUC